AUGAGAGAAGCCGUGCAAGAUGUGACAGCACCUGCCCGAGGAGGACGAAGAUUUGAUGGGUGUGGAGGCGGGUUGGGGAGGAUAAGGACCGUUGUGAGACAAAACCAGCGGCUUGAGCAAGCACAAGCAAGCAACAGUUUGGUCUGGUCUGGUCUGGUUGGGAGGAGGCGGUUUCACGACCAGCGCAAAGCAAGUCCAGACAAGCCAGACUCGUUCAAUCUGGUCCGUCGCAGCACUCUUCUGGUCUGGUUCAUCUCGUUCGUCACAAAGCGCUGGGCGGCUGUUGGUGCUACCGCUGAAGCCCCAUUUGGCUUAGGUAUUGCGGGUCCCCUUUUUCUGUUCUCUCGGUCUCGCGUUGUCUCAAGCCGUGACUUCUGCCGUCAUUCGCUUAUGUAG
Messenger RNA from Pochonia chlamydosporia 170, 396 nucleotides. RefSeq lists its product as hypothetical. Bases 1 to 396 code for a protein of 131 amino acids. The record is from RefSeq and is a predicted model, not a curated record. Lineage: Eukaryota; Fungi; Ascomycota; Sordariomycetes; Hypocreales; Clavicipitaceae. The transcript has 2 exons.